Molecule: messenger RNA, 2779 nt
Organism: Cucurbita moschata (crookneck pumpkin)
Lineage: Eukaryota; Viridiplantae; Streptophyta; Magnoliopsida; Cucurbitales; Cucurbitaceae
Product: cell division control protein 48 homolog C-like
Exons: 10
Coding region: 58-2475 (805 amino acids)
Biological process (GO): ribosome biogenesis
Cellular component (GO): nucleus
Molecular function (GO): ATP hydrolysis activity; preribosome binding; RNA binding
Source: RefSeq, a predicted model, not a curated record
UUACAGGCACCUCCCCAAUCCCGUCAUUCUCUUCUACAACCAAGCGAAGCCGCGGAGAUGGCGGGUGGCAGGUCGCCGUCCGUUGUGAACCGUGGUUUCCUUCUUCAACGAAUUAAGUCUUGCCGCCACAAGUGUCCCACCGUCGACGACAUCGUCGACCAUCUCCAGUCCACUUACAGGGACUACCGAGGACUCAAGAAGUCACCUUUCACUUCAAUCGUCCAACAAACCCUCGAUUCGCAGCUCAAAAAGAAUCCUAAAUCCACUCCUUCUACUUCUACGCCCAGCAAAAUCAAACGCCAAUUUCAAGAUUCUGAAGACGAAGAUGCCGAUUGCAGUACCAUCGAAAAGAAGCGGUACAAGAGAGUUGACCUCGGCGAACAGAGGUUGCAGAAUGAAUCGCCUUCGUCUUCGACUUCUUCUGAUUCUGGUAACAGUGGCGAUGGAGCGGUGGCGACGUCGGAGGAUGCUAUAUAUGGGGAAAAAGUAGAGCCGGCGUUCGAUUUGAUGAAGUCGAUGCUCCAAACAUCUUAUGCGGAGUCGAAUAAGUCGAAGAAUGAGCAUUUGGAGAAGAGUGUUGAGUUGGAAGUUGCCAUAGAGAAUAAGAUUGCUGAAAAAAUUGGUGUGGAGAAUGAAGGGAAUGCAAGCAAGGGGAUAUUGAGAAAGGAGGGGCAGGGUUCUCAUGGUGGGGCAGAAACGGAAACAGGGGAAGGGAAGGAGGAAGGGCCUAGGUUUAAGGAUUUGGGAGGGAUGAAGAGUGUGCUAGAGGAAUUGAAGAUGGAGGUGAUUGUUCCGCUCUACCAUCCGCAGCUGCCGAUGUGGUUGGGCGUUCGGCCGAUGGCCGGAAUUUUACUUCAUGGCCCCCCUGGUUGUGGUAAGACUAAAUUGGCUCAUGCCAUAGCCAAUGAAACUGGUGUGCCUUUCUAUAAGAUUUCGGCUCCCGAGAUUGUUUCGGGCGUAUCAGGUGCGUCUGAAGAAAAUAUUAGAGAGCUAUUUUCGAAAGCCUAUAGAACAGCACCAUCAAUUGUUUUUAUUGAUGAAAUUGAUGCAAUUGCAUCAAAGAGAGAAAAUCUACAAAGGGAGAUGGAGAGAAGGAUUGUAACACAAUUAAUGACUUGCAUGGAUGGGUUCCACAAGCUUGUAGAUUCUACUGAUGCAAGUUCAAAGAAAGAUAGUUCCAAUGAUAGACCAGGUUAUGUUCUUGUAAUUGGUGCAACCAAUAGGCCAGAUGCAGUUGAUCCUGCAUUAAGGAGGCCUGGUCGUUUUGAUCGUGAGAUCGUAUUAGGUGUUCCCGAUGAAAAUGCGAGGGCUGAAAUCCUCUCUGUUCUAACCAGCACCUUGAGACUCGAAGGUUCUUUCGAUCUUCUGAAAAUAGCUAGGGCAACUCCAGGUUUCGUUGGUGCUGAUUUGACAGCAUUGGCCAAUAAGGCUGGUAAUCUUGCCAUGAAGAGAAUAAUUGAUCAAAGAAAAUUUGAGUUGUCUACUGAUUUUGUUGAUAAGGAACAUAUAGAAGAUUGGUGGAAGCAACCUUGGUUGCCUGAAGAGAUGGGAAAAUUGGCUAUAACUAUGACCGACUUUGAGGAAGCAAUUCAAAUGAUACAACCUUCACUGAGAAGAGAAGGGUUUUCUGCAAUUCCCAGUGUGAAGUGGGAAGAUGUUGGAGGCUUAGAACAACUAAGAGCAGAGUUCGAUCGCUAUGUAGUUAGGCGUAUAAAAUAUCCAGAUGAUUAUGAGGGCUUUGGUGUGGAUCUAGAGACUGGAUUUUUGUUAUAUGGUCCUCCAGGCUGUGGUAAAACACUAAUUGCUAAAGCUGUUGCAAAUGAGGCUGGAGCCAAUUUCAUUCACAUUAAGGGGCCUGAGUUACUAAACAAAUAUGUUGGAGAAAGUGAACUUGCAGUUCGGACACUAUUUAGUCGGGCAAGGACGUGCUCGCCCUGCAUUCUUUUCUUUGAUGAAGUGGAUGCUUUAACAACAAAACGUGGUAAAGAAGGAGGAUGGGUCGUGGAACGAUUAUUGAACCAGUUACUCAUAGAGUUGGAUGGAGCGGAACAACGACGAGGCGUCUUUGUUAUUGGUGCUACAAAUAGACCUGAAGUCAUGGAUCCUGCUGUACUACGACCAGGUAGAUUUGGCAAACUUCUUUAUGUUCCUCUUCCUGGUCCAACUGAGCGAGGGUUAGUCUUAAAAGCUCUUGGAAGGAAGAAGCCUAUUGAUAUCAGUGUAGAUCUACUAGCGGUGGGACAAAUGGAGGCUUGUGAAAAUUUCAGUGGGGCUGAUCUUUCUGCAUUGAUGAACGAAGCUGCAAUGGCUGCCUUGGAAGAAAAAUUGACAUCAGUCAGGAAUAAUAUGGAAUCAGCAUCAUGUACCAUCAAGAUGACCCAUUUUGAGAGUGGGCUAACUAAGAUUUCUCCUUCUGUGUCAGAAAAGCAAAAACACUUUUACGAGAUUUUGUCGAAGAGCUUAAAACCCGCUUAAUGGAUACGAGAUAAGUCAAUUCUCAACAGUAUACAAAAUCAUAACAGGUACAGUUGCUUGCUGGCAAGUUUCUAUCCCUGAAGAGUUCUAAAUUUCCAGUUUAUUUAGGACUGAAUGUCCCAAAAUUUUGUUUAAUACCAUUGAAAUUUUGAGCAGAGACGUAGUUGAGGUUAUAAUGAUGAUUUAUGUAUGUUCUUACAAGGAAAAAAAGGACACUUUUUGUUGUAGGAAUUUGAAAAUGAAUGGAAAUGUUCCUUGAAGUUGUAUUUUCGUUAGUUAAAUUUGACACAGCUGAUUGAGGAAA